Molecule: messenger RNA, 1617 nt
Organism: Anopheles stephensi (Asian malaria mosquito)
Lineage: Eukaryota; Metazoa; Arthropoda; Insecta; Diptera; Culicidae
Product: lipase member H
Exons: 5
Coding region: 416-1504 (362 amino acids)
Biological process (GO): lipid metabolic process
Molecular function (GO): lipase activity
Source: RefSeq, a predicted model, not a curated record
CAGUUUCGCGUUGAUCGUCGCGCGCUAAUGAACGUUUGCAAUCGAACGCUUGGGGCCGUUUGUGCGUGGUACGGUGGCGAGAAAUCGUCCAUCGGUGGAUAGAGUGUCGAUAAAGUGCGUGCGUGAUCGUGUGGUGGAAUAACAGUGAGUGAGGCUUCUGUGGAGAGAUUAAUCCGCAGAAAAACCAGCUGCGUAAUGUGACGAGAUAGUGAAAGAUGGUUAGAAAGUGUGCAGUGAAAACACACACAACCCCAACGGUGUGUGCGGGCGCGAAACGCCAUCAGCGAGUGUGGUAUCCUUGUGAAGUGAAGUGUCCCGAAUUAGGUCCCGUUCGAGUGCGUUUUCAAUUUUUCCGUGCUAAAAAAGAGCCAGCUGGCACCGGAACCGGAACGGAACGGAAAAAGGCUGCCGUACGAUGGUGCUGAGCGAAGGACAGCUGGCACUGUGCACCGUGUUCACCCUAUGGUUGGGCGGUCUACCGUUGAUGUACUCACCAGCUCCGCGCGGUGACUGUGAUAAUUGCUGUCCCAUAAGAGAACCAAAGGAUAUACAGUUUUUCCUUUUCACAAGAGAAAACCCGGACACCGGUGACACAUUGUUCGUGUCGGACAAGAAGCACCUGCGGGCGUCCCACCUGAACCGCACCAAUCCGCUGGUCAUCUAUCUGCACGGCUUCUCCGAGCGGGCACCGGGCGGUACCGGCGAAAGCAGCAAGCAGAUGAAAGAUGCGCUGCUGGCGGCGGACGACUACAAUGUGGUGCUGGUAGACUGGAGCCCGCUGACCGCGCUGCCGUGGUACGUCAACUCGGUGCAGAAUGGGCCGCGCGUCGGACGGUACAUUGCCCGGUUCGUACGGUUUCUGGUGCUGUCCGAGUUUCCGCUCGAGAAGAUACAUCUGAUCGGGUUCAGUCUCGGCGCGGAGGUGGCCGGAUUUGCUGGCAAAACGCUCAACGAAUGGGGUCUAAAGCUGCCUCGCAUUACCGGUCUGGAUCCGGCCUUCCCACUGUACGUGUUCGAGAAAGCUUCCCAGCGUCUUAGCCCGAAGGAUGCGGAGUUUGUGGACGUCAUCCACACGGACGGUGGCCUGCUGGGCUAUCCGUGGCCACUCGGGCACGUGGACUUCUACCCGAACGGGGGUGUCCCGUUGCAGCCCGGUUGUGCCCAGCAGGAGCUGGCCAAGAACCGUUGGCUGGGUGUAUUCAUUGGCUGCAGCCAUGCCCGUGCCUGGCAAUAUUUUGCCGAAUCACUCACCCGACCCCAGGCGUUCUUGUGCGAGCGUUGUGAGCUGAACGAAACGACCGGUGGAUCGGCAGCGUCACGAUCGUCCCGGGACACGGGCAACUGCACCAUGACGAAGGACGUGUUCAUGGGCAUGUACACCGACCGUACGCUGCGGGGACGGUUCUACCUGAGCACGAACCCGCAGCCCCCGUUCGGGAAGAACCUUAUGCCGCAGGAGGCACAGCAACUGCAGAAACGACAGCUGCAGCAGCGAAAAUCUUAGCAUGCCAAAACCUGCGCCCAGCUUCCCGGUGGUACGCGGUGGAAGCCGGCGCGCACGAUAGCGUUUAGGUAGGUUUUAUGCAAAUUAAUAAUAAAUUUAAUGUUUUAAACGAC